GAUUCACCGAAAGGGGCACUUUGAGAUAUGAUGAGCUUUAUUUCUGGUCGGCAAUAGUACUAUGAUUUGGUAUGUGGCCACUUUGAUAGCAAGUGUAUUCAGCACCCGAGGAACGGCCGCUCAAGGUGCCCACGGAGUGCGAGAGGAGCCCCAAUUUGUGACGGCACGUGCAGGAGAGAAUGUCAUCCUGGGAUGCGACGUGUCCCACCCCCUGAACGGCCAGCCCUAUGUGGUGGAGUGGUUCAAGUAUGGAAUGCCCAUCCCCUUUUUCAUCAACUUUCGCUUCUACCCUCCUCAUGUGGACCCGGAAUACGCUGGCCGGGCCAGUCUGCACGGCAAGUCUUCCCUGCGGAUAGAGAAUGUGCGUUCAGACGACCAGGGCUGGUAUGAGUGUAAGGUGCUGAUGCUGGAGCAGCAGUAUGACACCUUCCACAAUGGCAGCUGGGUGCAUCUAACCGUUAACGCUCCCCCCACGUUCACGGACACACCAUCUCAGUACGUAGAGGCCAAGGAGGGGGGCAGCACCACUUUGACCUGCACGGCCUUCGGCAAUCCCAAACCCUCGGUCAGCUGGCUGCGGGAAGGCAGCCUCAUGGUCAGCAGUGCCAAGUAUAAGGUGUCUGACGGGAGUUUGACGGUGCUAUCCAUCACGCGGGAGGAUCGUGGCGCCUACACGUGUCGAGCCUUCAGCCCCCAGGGAGAGGCCAUUCACACCACACGGCUGCUAGUACAAGGCCCUCCAUUUAUUGUAUCGCCACCAGAGAACAUUACAGUGAACAUUUCGCAGGAUGCCUUCUUCACCUGCCAGGCGGAGGCCUACCCUCGCAACCUGACGUACACCUGGUUCUGGGAGGAGGACAACGUCUUCUUCAAGAAUGACCUAAAGCGCAGAGUCAGUAUUCUUAUCGAUGGUUCCCUCAUCAUUGCCCAAGUCAAGCCAGAGGAUGCUGGGAAAUACACCUGUGCUCCUAGCAACAGCCUGGGCCGACCACCGACUGCCUCUGCUUACCUAAUAGUGCAAUAUCCUGCCCGUGUGGUGAAUAUGCCAUCUGUCAUCUACGUGGCCAUUAGUCUACCCGGCUUCAUUCGCUGUCCUGUGGAUGCCAACCCCCCCUUAACCCUGGUUAAGUGGAAGAAAGAUGGCCUCCCUCUCCGGGUGGAUAAGUACCCCGGUUGGAGCCAAAUGGACGAUGGCAGCAUCCGUGUGGCAGAGGUGACAGAGGACUCUCUCGGCACCUAUACCUGCAUGCCUUACAAUGCCCUGGGUUCCAUGGGAUGGUCCCCUCCUGCUCCCCUGGUGCUAAAGGACCCUCCCAAAUUCUCAGUGGUUCCUGGAGGGGAGUACAGGCAGGAGGCUGGGAGAGAACUGGUCAUCCCCUGUGAGGCGGAAGGAGACCCCUUUCCCAACAUCACAUGGAGGAAGGUAGGGAAGCCCAGUAAAAGCAAGCACAAUGUUCUGCCCCGAGGCAGCUUACAGUUCAAGUCACUCACAAAGGAGGACCACGGGGAGUGGGAGUGUGUCGCCACCAACGUUGCCACGAGCAUCACUGCCAGCACGCAUGUCCAAGUCAUAGGCACAAGCCCCCACGCCCCCACCAGCGUCCAUGUGGUGGCGUCCUCCACCUGGGCCAAUGUGUCCUGGGAGGCAAGUUAUGAUGGAGGCUACCAGCAGACAUUCUCAGUCUGGUUGAAGAGAGAGCAUCUAGGUCCACAUGACUGGCUUUCUGUACCCGUGCCUGGUGGCCACGACUGGAUGGUGGUGCCCAGCUUGGAGCCAGAGACAACAUACCAGUUCAGCGUUCUGGCCCAAAACAAGCUUGGCACAGGCCCCUUCAGCGAAGUUGUCACUGUGAACACACUAGUAUUUCCUAUAAGUACCCCUGAACCAUUGGUGCUGCUUACCCCACCACGGUGCCUCACAGCCAAUCGCACGCAGCAGGGAGUCCUGCUCACCUGGAUCCCACCUGCCAAUCACACAGCACCUAUCCAGCAUUAUGUCAUGGAGUUUCGUCUGGGGGAACGAUGGGAGGUCUUGGACGACAGCAUUCCUGCUGGGGAGACGGAGCUGCUCGCCCGAGACCUUAUUCAGGAGGCAUGGUACGAGUUCCGUGUCAUGGCCAUAAUGGAUGACAUGAUCAGCGAACCUAGCAACAUAGUCGGAGUGUCCAGCACAGACGUCUUCCCUCCUCCAGAGAUGGUGGAGGAACGUGGACUAGCGAGACCAGUGGUGGCUGGCAUUGUGGCCACCAUCUGUUUCCUGGCUGCAGCUGUCCUGUUCAGUACGAUGGCUGCCUGCUUCGUCAACAAGCAGCGCCGGCGGAAGCUGAAGAGAAAAAGAGACCCCCCACUAUCCAUAACCCACUGCAGAAAAAGCAUGGAAACUCCGUCAUCUUCAGGAAAGGUGAGCCCAGAGAGCAUUCGUUCAAAGGCAUCUCCGUCAGAAUCAUCUGAAGAUAGUCAUGACCAGCGUGGGAAGAAACCACCCCCAAGUCCAGGGAAGAAGGAGGAAUUGUCUUUAUAUAUGAAGACCAAAAGAGCAAUAACAAGCAAGAAGUACAGCAUCUCGAAGCAUGAAGCUGAAGCAACAACACCCAUUGAACUCAUCAGCCGAGGCCCAGAUGGACGCUUUGUCAUAGAUCCCACUGACGCAGAAAUGUCUAUUAAGCCCCGACGAAUUGAGGGCUUCCCUUUUGUGGAAGAAUCAGACCUCUAUCCCGAAUUCCGGCAAUCAGACGAAGAGAAUGAUGAUCCCAGGCCCCUGCCACCAGUUAUGGCCCCCCUUCGGCCUCACCAGAUUUCCCCCAUCUCCAGUCAGGAAUCCUAUCUGCAACCUCCAGCCUACAGUCCUCGUUUCCAGCGGCCAUUCGAAGGUAUGACCAUCAUGGAGAGCAGUCGUCUCCAGGCCACCGGGCAGAUCCGAGGAUCUCUCCAUCACAGAGCUUUUUAUGGCUAUCUAGGCCCCCCCGGGGAUCAUGAUCCCCCACCUCCUUUUUACAUGCCUGAUACCAGCCCACUCAGCUCUGUCAUGUCCUCCCCCCCAUACCUUGCUGAAGGUCCUUUUGGUCACCCCAUGAUUCCUGAAGAAAUGGGGGAGGGCGAUUUUCCACAAUAUGCUGUCUCUGGUUUCCCACUUCCUCUGACACUCACCUCUUCCUCUCGGUCACCGGAGAUUUGGCAUGGACUGGACUUCACGUUUGCAAGUCUGGAGGGCCCCCAAUUCAUUUUUCCACCACAUCACCCUUUGCAUCUUCGCCAUGACUCCCCCUAUCCUCCUCCACCUCAUGUCCUUCCCCUUAGUGCUUUCCAGCCCUCUUCCCUUCCAAUGCCCACUUAUCCAGCUGUCUUGCCUUUGGAAGCCCCAAAGAGCCACUCAAGCAAGUCUCCUAGCAAGACCAAGCCUCAUGGCUCCCCAGCCAAGCAUUUACCUAUGCAAGAGGCACAUUUAGGGCAGCUAAGACACACAAGCCACGGCAUGGGUGUGCCGGUUUUGCCUUUCACCGAUCCAAUGGCCCAUAUUGUCCCUAGCACAUUCAGUAGCCUGGACACACGAUGGUUUGAAACCACCCCUCGUUUCAGUCCCAGACAGGCUCGCAGGAUGGAUUCCGGCAGGCAUCAGGUGGUUCUCCAGCCCUCUCGACUCUCACCCCUCACCCAAAGCCCCCUUAGUUCCCAUGAGGGCUCCCCAGAGAUUGUAGUACGUCCCCGCCCACGUCCCAACAUUACCCAACCUCCUAUACCCCCAGAGAUGUCUGAGAUUACCCUCCUCCCUCCUUCCACAGCCAGCUUCUCAAGGAGAUCUUCCCCUUCCUCCUCACCUGCCCAAGGCCCGGGUAGCAGGAGAGCAAGUCCCAGCUACCGUUCCCACAUGGCCUUUGCCACCUCUGCAACCAGCUACCCAGCUUCCCACUCCCCGUCACCCCCCAUGGAAAGCAGCAACAUAUUUGGGCAGAUGCCAUCUCAGAGGAGGACUGAGGAGGAGAUCCUUCCAUCUGAGCCCUCUCCACCCCAGUUGUCAGCUUCAGGGACACUCCCAGGUGCGCCGAGUGCCCUUCCAGGGUCUGAGAGGAUUGAUGCACUGAGAUACCAACGUAUUAAAAAGGCCAAGAAGAUAACGAUGAACAACAAUAACUCCAAGACUAGAAAGAAAACAGGUGUCUCCACCUCUCAGACCCAGCAGGCCUACACCUCUCAGGUACUCCAGCCCGAAGAAGCUCUCUACCUCCGCAAGAAGAAGAAACGGCCCAUCCUCCAUGACCCAUAUACUCGCUUUUCUGCUCUGCUUUACCGCCGCCCACCCCGGGAGGACCAGAAGGCUAUUUUGGCCAGCAUGGACAACAUAGAUCCAGACCAUGCCACCCUCCUCUAA
Molecule: messenger RNA, 4366 nt
Organism: Chelmon rostratus (copperband butterflyfish)
Lineage: Eukaryota; Metazoa; Chordata; Actinopteri; Chaetodontiformes; Chaetodontidae
Product: protein turtle homolog B-like
Exons: 21
Coding region: 62-4366 (1434 amino acids)
Cellular component (GO): neuron projection
Molecular function (GO): protein binding
Source: RefSeq, a predicted model, not a curated record